Molecule: messenger RNA, 2486 nt
Organism: Ectocarpus sp. CCAP 1310/34
Lineage: Eukaryota; Phaeophyceae; Ectocarpales; Ectocarpaceae
Source: the annotation of a GenBank genome assembly
AUGUGCGGUGGUCCUGGGUGCGGGUUAGUCGACAUGAAUGUCGUGGCUCCUACGGUGGAAGGUGAUGUCCCCAUCGACGCCAAAUCGGGUGACUACUGCUGCACGUCUGGGGUAGACAGUAGAGACGUCACGUGUGGGACUGGAGUGGGUGAUGAUGAGGGCUACCCUCCUUGCUUCAUUCCGGUUGGGACAGUCACCGCCACCCUUGCCCCCGAAGUCGCCUCCAGCUUGAUUGACAACUGCGGCCUUCCAGACAUGCCUGGCAUCAUGGACGCCUCCGGAACCCGUUGCUGCCCGCAGGGGUGCGGAAUGUGCGGUGGUCCUGGGUGCGGGUUAGUCGACAUGAAUGUCGUGGCUCCUACGGUGGAAGGUGAUGUCCCCAUCGACGCCAAAUCGGGUGACUACUGCUGCACGUCUGGGGUAGACAGUAGAGACGUCACGUGUGGGACUGGAACGGGUGAUGAUGAGGGCUACCCUCCUUGCUUCAUUCCGGUUGAUCUCGCUGAAGACACCUGCUACGUGGAAGGCGUAGAAGGGGUCUCCGAUGAUGGUGUGUACUGCUGUCCCCUGGGAUGUGGCCAAUGCGGAGGGGUGGGAUGCGGUGCAAUUCCAGUGGUCAAUAUCUUCCCCGAUGGAAGGGAGCUGCCGGAAGACGCCACCGCGUCGUCGUACUGUUGCCUGAGAGCCUUCGUGGAAAUUGAAGUGGUGUGUGGCGAUCCGGGGGUCGAGCCUCCGUGCGUGAUCCCCGAAGGAACGUCGCGCCCACCAGCCGCUGUCCCUGUCGAUACUGGUGAUGGAAGCGAAGGCGGAAGCGGCGGUGGCAAUGACACUGACGUCACCGAUGGCCCCGACCGUGUAGUCGGAGGCGGAUCUACUCCCUCCCCAUCCGCCAUGGAAACGAUGGGCUGCAAGACCAUCUCUGUCAUUGUCGACGAACAGCAGCAGUUCGACGGCAUUUAUCACAUGAUGGCCGGUAUGAACGAGACACUCUUCCUCAAGAAUGACAGCAGCGCCUUCAUGAGCCACGUGCCCUAUGAAGGAGCGGUGACAAACACGACGUCGACGACCACGACCGCCCUGAAUGCCACCUCUGAAUGCGGUUACUGGAUCCUGGCAGAAGCGACGGGUGGCAACUAUUCAUUGACUGUACAAGACUGCGCCACCAACCCGGACGACAUUGACACGGUCAUAUGGUGGAUGGUGGAAGACACCACCGAGGCUACACCCGAACUCGCCGUGGAGGUCAUGGUGGAAUGCGUGGAUAUGCCUUCCACGCCUUCCCCCGCAAGCACCGGUUCGGGAGGUCCUCUACCGGACGGAGAAGAAGGAGACGGUGUCGGAGUCAGAGAUGGCGACGGAGAGGGAGGUGGCAACGGCGACGGAGGGGACGGCUCCCCCACCCCGGCUCCUGCUGACGACACGACCGGCGGCAUUCAAGACAGGAGCGUUGACCCGGGCGACGCGGACAACACGGAGGACGACGCUCCGUCCUCUAGCAGCAAGGGCGGCCUUAGCACCGGCGAGGCUGUCGGGGUUGGGGUCGCCUGUAGUGUUGUGGCGGUUGUGGGUGCGGUGGGUCUCACCCGUUGGGCCAAGGGUGGCGGGUAAGGAACGGUUGCUUACGAACAGUGCGAAGAAGAAUGGGAUGAAGUCGCAGAGGCAACGAGUGGAUGAACAAGGCAUCGUGUUUGCUGCUGCUGCUCUUGGUGGUGGUAGUGGUGGUGAUGGUGGUGUUAUUGUUGUUGAUGUUGUUGAUGAUGUUGUUGUUAUUGCUGCUGCUGGUGUGACUGUGCAGAGCGGUCGCAAAAGUCUCGUUGGUUUAUGGGUUGAUUUAGUUAAGCAAGCAAUGUUCGCCGGCAAAGGGUCGGAGAUCAUGAGAAUUGAGACAUAGCACGAGAGGUGUAGACGGAGGUACGAUGCUACGGUAUGUAUAUAUGUUUCUUUCUUCCUGCGUUUGCCUUAUUCUUGAUGUUUACUUGGAGGGGGGGGGAAAGAUACACUAGAAUCAGUAAGUCGGUCAGGAAGCGACAGGAAGCGACAGCAGAUGCAACCAUUCUAUGAAUGAAUAUGCGACAGUUAGGUGGCAACGUGAAAAAAGGACAAUCAGGAUAGACCGAAGGUUGGACGGCCGAAAGCUCGGGCCGGGGGAGGGGGGGAGGGUCCCUAUGUGGAGUGAGAGAAGAAGUUAGACAUUUUAGGUUGGAUGAGUUGGAUAUACCGUAGUGAUAUCAGUUUGCGCCGGCUGGUUCCUCCAUGGAACGUAUUCCGCGCGAGGAUGAGAAGGGCGUUGGCAAAGUAAAAAUGCGGCGAUCCGCCUAGCUUGGCGGUCAGUGCAUUCAAAUUUGCCUUCAGAAUGUACCUCCUCUCUAACUCGUUCGUUCUACCUUGUUCGUUGAGGUGUUGUACGUUUCAUUCCGCUUGAUCGAAUCAACGAAGAAUCACGUUGUUUGGCCGGAAGAUGAGAGAAAUAAAAAAUCUGCUCGGGA